This is a messenger RNA of Phodopus roborovskii (desert hamster), 2663 nucleotides long. RefSeq names its product trimethylguanosine synthase 1 (gene Tgs1). Lineage: Eukaryota; Metazoa; Chordata; Mammalia; Rodentia; Cricetidae. The transcript has 13 exons. Gene Ontology annotation, molecular function: RNA cap trimethylguanosine synthase activity. Gene Ontology annotation, cellular component: nucleus. The record is from RefSeq and is a predicted model, not a curated record. The coding region runs from base 33 to 2597 and encodes 854 amino acids. Gene Ontology annotation, biological process: 7-methylguanosine RNA capping; 7-methylguanosine cap hypermethylation.
GCCGCGGGCAGGGCAGCCCCGCCGCGGACGAAAUGUGCUGUGAGAAGUGGAGCCACGUGGCCGAAAUGCUGCUCUUCAUUGAAGACCGCGAGGAGGAGUACAAGAUCCUCUGCCUCUGCUCGCGGGCGUUCGUGGAGGAUCGGAAAUUGUACAACUUGGGGUUAAAAGGCUACUACAUCAGAAGCAGUGGCAAUAAUGCAGGAGACCAAGCUACAGAAGAGGAGGAGGAUGGACAUUCCCAAGGCACCGCAGAAUCAAACAGCAAAGAUGUGAGCCCAGAUGAAAGUGAACUUGAUUCUGAGGCCAAACUCAUGAGAAGUAUGGGAUUGCCAAUUCAGUUUGGAAGAGUGUCUGCACAUGAGAAUUUUGAGGUAUCUAUGAAUACUAGAAACAAAGUUAAAGUAAAACAAAAAAGAAGGAAGCACCAAAAGAAGUACUUGGAUGAAAUGGUACGAGAAUCUUGGAGAAAUGACUAUGAAGAAGAUGAUGUAGUGUCAGAUGAUCCAUCAUUGGUUGAACACUGUGAAAACAACAGAACAUGUGAACUUCAAAGUGAAACAAAUACUGAAACAGAAAGCCUUCCUAUUGAAGAUAUGCAGUCGCCAAAGCUAGAGGUCACAGAGAAUUGGGAAAGGUAUUGGAAUGAAUAUGGAGAAGGGCUGCUGUGGCAAAGCUGGCAGGAAAAACAUCCAGAUCAGACCCUGUCUCCUGAACCUUGGAACCUUGCCGACACAAAGGAGGAAUGGGAGCAGCAUUACAGCCAGCUUUAUUGGUAUUAUUUGGAACAAUUUCGGUAUUGGGAAGCUCAGGGCUGGACUUUUGCCUCCUCCCACAACUGUGAUAUAGAUGGGUAUUACACACCUCAAACAGAGGUUGACAAAAAAGACGAGAGCAGCCUGAAAGUAGACUCAGUGUCUUUUUCGUCUUCGCCUAACACAGUUGAUGAUGAAAGCUCUGGUUCAAAUGAUAAAGAUCAUAAUGAAAUACUUGCUGGGAUUAACAAUAUAAUUCUGAGUUCAGAGGAAGUGGAACAGAGCCAGUUAGAGUCCUCUGUACACUGUGACACUCAGGUGAGCGAGAAUAGCGGUGUCAAAGAGUGUCCUGCGUCUGGAGGAAGAGACGCGGGGAAUGGAGCACCCAAGGAAAGUAACGCAUCUGCAAACGGAAGCACAGACCAGCCAGCUCAAGAAUUGAAGGGGUCUUCAGGAACAAAUGCAAGCCAAGAUCAGGCAGACCCUAACAAGGCUGAUGGAAAUGGGAGUGAUGAUGAUCCGCCUGAUCAUAAGCCCAGCAAAGUUAAGAGAAGCCAUGAGUUGGACAUCGAUGAAAACCCAAAUUCAGAAGUUGAUGACAAUGGUUUCCUUUUAGGAUUCAAGCAUGGCUCAGGACAAAAAUAUGGUGGAAUUCCAAAUUUCAGUCAUCGGCAGGUGAGGUAUCUAGAGAAGAACUUGAAAUACAAGUCAAAGUACCUGGAUAUGCGCAAGCAAAUGUCUGUGAAGAACAAGCACAUCCUGUUCACAGAAGAGUCAGGAAAGCCCCUUCUCAAGAAGAGUCGAGUGCGGAGUAAGGUGGAAAAAUUCCUUAAAUGGAUUAAUGAACCAGUAGAUGAGACCUCACAGGAGUCGCUUUCUCACAACAAAAUGCAAGAGUCUUGCACAAGCAGUGACUCUGAGGAGCAAGACAUGCCCUCGGAGAAAUCUGGUGGCCCAAUGGAGACCAGAGAUCCAGAGCCUGGCAGAGGUCACACCAUCUCGUCAACCAGUGAGCUUGAGGCAGAAAAGAGUGAAGGAGGUUCCCUCACCACUGCCCCGGUGAAGCAGGAUUCUGUAAUGGAAGAAAUAACUAAUUCUCCCCAAGCAGAAACGGGAGUUGAAAUGAAGAAGAAGAAGAAAAAGAAAAAAAAAGGCAAGAACAAAAAAAUAAAUGGUCUGCCACCUGAAAUAGCCUCUGUUCCCGAGCUGGCAAAAUACUGGGCCCAGAGGUACAGGCUCUUCUCUCGUUUCGAUGAUGGGAUCAAGUUAGACAAAGAGGGCUGGUUUUCAGUUACGCCUGAGAAAAUUGCUGAGCAUAUUGCUGGCCGUGUCAGUCAGUCCUUCGAGUGUGACAUCAUAGUGGAUGCUUUCUGUGGAGUUGGAGGAAACACCAUCCAGUUUGCCUUAACAGGGAAAAGAGUGAUUGCCAUUGAUAUCGACCCUGUUAAGAUUGAUCUUGCUCGUAAUAAUGCUGAAGUUUAUGGGAUAGCAGAUAAGAUAGAGUUUAUCUGUGGAGAUUUCCUACUCUUGGCUCCCUGUUUAAAGGCUGAUGUUGUGUUCCUAAGCCCGCCUUGGGGUGGACCAGAUUAUGCUACUGCAGAGAUCUUCGAUAUUAGGACAAUGAUGUUUCCUGAUGGCUUUGAAGUUUUCAGACUUUCUCAGAAGAUUACCAAUAAUAUUGUUUAUUUUCUUCCAAGAAACGCUGAUGUUGACCAGGUGGCAUCCUUGGCUGGUCCUGGAGGGCAAGUAGAAAUAGAGCAGAACUUUCUUAAUAACAAAUUAAAGACGAUCACUGCAUAUUUUGGUGACCUGAUCAGAAGACCAGCCUCUGAAGCUGAUGUGUGAGGACAGCAAGGUCAUGUGGAUUAAGAGUGGCAUCUGAAGAAGAGACGCUUGGGAAGGUCUUCUACG